Molecule: messenger RNA, 807 nt
Organism: Schistosoma curassoni
Lineage: Eukaryota; Metazoa; Platyhelminthes; Trematoda; Strigeidida; Schistosomatidae
Source: the annotation of a GenBank genome assembly
AUGCCAGUAGAAUAUCGUCAGAAUAAAAAUUAUACUUCAACUCAUCUUAGUUAUUAUGAAUUACCUCAUUCAAUAGGACGUCAUCAUAUGUCGCAAAAUUAUAAUCAACAAAAUGCAUCAGAUCGUCUUUAUCAAAUAGCUAUACAAGCUGCAGUGGCCAAAGCAGAAUCAUCUAAAUCCACAAAUGAUGAAAUUCGUAAAUUUUAUCAUGAUGAUAAUAAAUAUAAAUUAAAUAAAACAAAACUAAACAAUAAUGUACAUAAUCAUACUAUUAAUAAUACAAUUACUACAAUCAGCACUACAACUACAAUAAUAACAACUACUAAUACUGCUACUACUACCACUACUACUCCUUCGACAAAUUUAUCAUCAAAAGUUAAAACAGCACAUUUAACUCCUCAACAAUGGCAAUUAUUAAAUGAUUAUCAUGAACAUGAUUUAUUUGUACGUACAAGAAGUUGGAGUUUUUGUAUGGCAGUUUUAGGUGUUGGUGUAACAUUGUUUGGUAUUGGUAGUCCAGCAUGGAAAUGGAUUGGAGAUUCUCGGAAUCCUUAUGAACUUGGUUUAUGGACCUUGUGUCUACCGAACAAUUCCACUUGUCUUUCAAUAAUUUACCACUUACAGAAUAACUGGAGUAAGUUCACUAAUAAAAUAAAUGAUUAUAUAAUUAUAUUUCGUAUUUCCUCUCUACCAUUUGUUUCUCUGAAACACAAGUAUGAUAUAGUUGACAGAUUGAAGUAUAUCCUUGUAAUGAAAACAAGAUCAUUUACUCAUGGAAGUAGAAUUGUUUAUUUCAAUGAAGUUUAA